UUCUCAGUAAAAGCGACGAUGCCAAUAUGGGUGGUUCUUCUUUCACGGAUCAUAAUGAAGGAAAAGCAGACGACGAAGGUCUACUUGUCUCUGAUCCCCAUAAUAACCGGUGUCCUGUUGGCCACCGUCACGGAACUUUCCUUUGACAUGUGGGGACUGAUCAGUGCACUUGCUGCUACUCUGUGUUUUUCACUUCAGAACAUCUUCUCAAAGAAGGUGUUAAGAGAUUCCCGAAUACAUCAUCUUCGGUUGCUGAACAUACUUGGGUGCCAUGCUGUGUUCUUCAUGAUCCCAACGUGGGUUUUGGUAGAUCUUUCUUCCUUUUUGGUAGAGAAUGACUUGAGCACGAUGUCUCAUUGGUCCUGGACUUUGAUGCUGCUUAUAAUCAGUGGAUUCUGUAAUUUUGCCCAGAAUGUCAUCGCCUUCAGUAUUCUUAACCUGAUCAGCCCACUAAGUUACUCUGUCGCAAAUGCCACAAAAAGAAUCAUGGUCAUCACAGUGUCCCUUAUAAUGCUUCGCAAUCCGGUUACAAGCACCAAUGUCCUUGGAAUGAUGACAGCUAUCUUGGGGGUCUUCUUAUAUAACAAGACAAAAUAUGAUGCAAACCAAGAAGCAAAGAAGCAGCUACUUCCAGUUACAACUGCAGACCUUGUGAAUUUGGACCGGCAUCGAAACACUCCUGAAAAGUCUCAGAACGGACUUACGGCAUUUGCACAACAUGGAGACUAUCAGUAUGGUCGAACCAAUAUCUUAACAGACCACUUCCAGUAUAAUCGGCAAAACUAUCCAACUACCUACAACUUAAAUCGUUUUGAUAUAUAGAAUCCUGGCAAACAGGUGUAGACUGUGAUUGAAAGUGUCCCCAACAUUAUCAGAAACUUUUAGUACAUCCAUGAAUGUAAAGCCAUUUUAUUGUACAGGUUUUGCAGAAGGGAAGAUGCAUGUGUAGUGAAAGCGGUACAGACCUUCGACUUCUGCUGAGCAGACCUGGGAAACAGCUAGAUCUGACACUGGAACUAAAUGCACGGUGUUGUACAGAGAUUCUGGUGAAAUGCACGUACAAAACUUCAGAGUAAAACAUCUGCUGUCACUGCUCCUUUUCAGAGUCUGUCAACUGGUUAUUCUUUUGGCAGCUAAAUUCUGGCCAGUAUUUUGUUUCCACACCGGUAACGUCACCUUUAAUUUGUUCUCUGAUAUGUUUA
Balearica regulorum gibbericeps (East African grey crowned-crane) is the source of this 1202-nucleotide messenger RNA. The record is from RefSeq and is a predicted model, not a curated record. NCBI's taxonomy places the organism in Eukaryota, Metazoa, Chordata, Aves, Gruiformes, Gruidae.